Molecule: messenger RNA, 1389 nt
Organism: Megalobrama amblycephala (Wuchang bream)
Lineage: Eukaryota; Metazoa; Chordata; Actinopteri; Cypriniformes; Xenocyprididae
Gene: urad
Product: ureidoimidazoline (2-oxo-4-hydroxy-4-carboxy-5-) decarboxylase
Exons: 2
Coding region: 62-586 (174 amino acids)
Biological process (GO): allantoin metabolic process
Molecular function (GO): carboxy-lyase activity
Source: RefSeq, a predicted model, not a curated record
UCAGUAGGCUAUUGGCUUUUGCCAUUUCCAGAACAGUUUGUAGAGGACACGUGCCGGAGCCAUGGACAUAAGCGUUGUAAAUGCUCUCACAUACGAGGAAUUUGUGAAUUUAUUCGGUAAUGUGGUAGAGAAAUGCCCCAUCAUUUCUGCUGCAAUAUGGUCCCACCGGCCUUUCAAAGAUCUUGCAGACAUCGAGGCUCACAUAAUGGGAUUCAUUCACAGUCUACCAGACUCAGGUAAAGAGGGCAUUUUGCGGUGUCAUCCUGAUUUGGCGGGCCGAGAUCUCCAGAGCGGGACUCUAACACGAGAGUCUCGAGAAGAGCAGAGUCAAGCCGGUAUGACCACACUGGAUUCCGCAGAGAUUCAGCACAUGUACCGUCUCAACUCGAAGUACAAGGAACGCUUUGGCUUCCCUUUUGUAAUCUGCGCCCGCCUCAACAACAAAGCGGAUAUUGUGCGUCAACUGAAUGAACGCCUGAAGAAUGACCGCGCGUCGGAGCGGGAGCGCGCGAUCGAAGAGGUUAAAAAAAUCUGUAGCCUCAGGUUAAACAAUAUUGUCCUAUCUGACAUUCAAACCAAACUGUAACUCAAGUUAACUUUACAAAAGUGUUUACUGCCUCUCUCUAGGUAGCUACUUGAUUGUAGCCUAUAUCAUUUUAAUUUGUAGGCCUAUGUUAAUUUGUGUAAAAUAAGAAAACACAAAAAGCAAUAUGCUGACAAAUAAAUUGAUCCAUAUCUCAUGCCGUUUAAAGGGAUAGUUCACCCAAAAAAAUAAAAUUUUGUCAUUUAUUCACCCUCAAGUUGUUCCAAACCUGUAUAAAUGUAUUUGUUCUGCUGAACACAAAGGAAGAUAUUUGGAAGAAUGUUUGUAACCAAACAGAUCUCUCCUCCCAUUGACCAUAUAAGGGAAAAAAUACUAUCGGGGCGAGAUCUGUUUUCAUUUAGGUGAACUAUCCCUUUAAGGGCCCCUAAAUCAAUAAGAUAAUAUUUAGCCUACAAUUUUGUGAUAUAAUUGCGCUAAUAAUAAAAUUAAGUGAUAAAAACGGCAGUGUCAUGUUUUUUUGUCAACGUACUCCCCAUAGUGAUCCUAAAAACUUUGGGUUAUGAGAGCAAAAAAAUUGCCUAAUCGGGAGUAUAGUCUUUUAGUCAUAGCCUAUAUGGGUUGCUUUGAUUUAUUAUUUAUUAUUUUUGAUUGCAACAAAUUAUAACAAAUGAUAUGACUCCACCCUGCCCAUAUGCUUUUAAUUGUUUUAUAGGCUAUAGCUGUAAGAAUUUUAUUGGAAGAAUGUUGUAAUGAUAGAGGUAUGUAUUUAAAUUAAGAAGCUAUUUAUUGUCUAUCUAUACAAAUGAAUACAUUCAAAUUUUAAUAAAGUCCAAGAACAUAUUUGA